CACUUAUUUAAAGAGCCAGGUGAAACGGUCUCCACUCCUCUCUCACCAUGCGAGGUCUACUUCUCUGCUGCCUUGCGGCUUUGGCUACAAGCCAAAACCUACGAUACGAUAUCUCCCUGGACCCAAAGAAAACCUAUGAGUACAAAUAUGAAGGAGAGGUAAAAUUUGGACUUGGGAAGACAAACCUGGCAGAGUCUGGGGUCAGAAUUACCUGCAAGGCCACAAUCACCGGUGCAUCCCCACAACAAUUCCUACUUCAGGUUUCCGAGUUGGCAUUUGCUGAGUACAAUGGCUUUGAAGGCAAAGAUGACUUUGUACCCUCCCCAAAAGUUACCAAACGUCUUACUUCUGAGCUUGCCCAACCAUUCAUGUUUAUGUAUACCAAAGGACACGUUAGUGACAUCCGUGCAUCUGCUAAGGUUUCCACUACUGUCGUCAACAUUAUUAGAGGUAUACUUAGUUUUUUCCAGCUGACUGUGAAGACUACACAGAACAUCUAUGAGCUGAAAGAGAUUGGUAUCCAUGGCAAUUGUGAGAGUAACUAUGCUAUUGAAGAAAAUGAGGAGACCAAGGAUUGGAUCAUCACUAAGGUUGUGGAUGUGACAAACUGCAAGGAAAAGGCAGCAAUGAACAGAGGAAUGGCAACUGCUAAGGCGGACCAACUAUCCAAAGAGAGAGGAGAAUCUGUCUUUUCAAACAUGAAGUAUAAUUACACCAUCAAGCCAACACCAGAGGGAGGUCUCAUCACCACAGCUCACGGGUUUGAGGAACAGCACUUCAGUGCUUUCAAUGUGAAGGGUGGCAGUUUUAAGAUGGAAGCAAUGAAGGACUUGGUGCUGCUUAGCGUGAACGACACACACAGAGCAAGAACAUAUGGACCAAUGGAAAUCAAAGGCAACAUUGUCUACAAGUUUGAGGAUGUGAAUAUUAAUAUUCCAAUGAUGAUGCAGAACCUAGAUAACCCAGUACCAAAGGCUAUGGAAUUGAUCAAGCGCUUGAGUGAGGCAAAUACUGGUCAUGUUGAUAAUGCCACCACUGAGGACUCUAUGAAGCUGUACCAUCUCAUGCGAGUGAUACCCUAUGAAGGACUGGAAAACAUGUGGAAGCAAUUAGCUGAAAAUCCCAAGUAUAGGCGUUGGUUUUUGGACUCAGUCGUUGAAGCUGCCGAUGUCAGAGUUCUGAAUUUCAUGGAGACCAGAUUUAAAGCAAACGAUUUGACUCCUUUUGAAGCYAUGCAUACCAUCUUAAUGGCUUUUCAUCAUCUUCAGGUCACACCUAACCUUAUUGAAAUGGCUAAAGUCUUCCUUAAGCUGCCAUUCAGUAAAUCUAACACCUAUCUGUGGCACACUGUGGCACUAUCCUAUGGCUCCCUGGUGAACAAGUACUGUGUAUAUUAUGUGCCAUGUCUAGUUACUGCUGCUCAGCCCCUGAUGGACAUGGCGACAGAGGCUCUGAGGAGUGGCAACAAAGAAGAAAUGCUUCUCGCUCUGAAAGCUCUGGGAAAUGCAGGGCACCCYGGGAGCAUGAAAACCAUCAUGCGUUUCAUUCCUGGAGUGGCUGUCACUCCUGUGGAUCUGCCUCUUUGGGUGCAGACUGAAGCUGUCCAGGCGAUGAGACUCAUGUCGACCAGAGACCCUCACGGUGUCCAAGACGUCACCCUGACCAUAUUUCUGCAGAAGCACGUUCCAUCUGAGGUUCGCAUGCAUGCCUUCAAGAUCCUUCUAAGGACUAAGCCUUCGAUGGCUCUUGUGUCCACCGUGACAGCUCGUCUGCUAGAAGAAACAGACCUGCAGGUUGCAAGUUUUGCGUACUCUUACUUGCAUGAUCUCGCCAGCUCCAGGACUCCAGACAAUCACUUUCUUUCGAUUGCCUCCAGCUUGGCUGUGAAAAUCCUUGCGCCCAGAUUUGGCCGUCUCAGUUAUUUUUGCAGCAAAGCAAAGCAUGCAGACUGGUUCGAUGAUAGAUGGCUAACUGGGGUGACAUCUGAAUUAUUCAUGCUAAGAAAUGCAAGCAACAUCAUUCCCUCAGAGCUUGUGUCAAGUGAGAAAAUUCACAUCAUUGGUCGAAUUAUUGAAUUACUGGAGUUGGGUAUCCGUGCAGAUGGAUUAAAGGAACUGUUUGGAGAUAGCAUUCCUGGAUUUAAAGGAGACUUUAGUAUGAGUGACCUUAUGGCUAUUUACAGAGUGCUUCAACGGUGGGAGAGGCUGGACAAUAAUAAACCAGUCAUUUCAGUUUAUUCACGUAUUACAGGGCAAGAGUGGUUCUUCGCUGACUUGAGCAAAGACACCCUCCGAAACAUCAUCAAUGCCUUCAGUCGUGCUGCAGGAAAAUCAAGUCCUUUGUGGGCUCUGAUGGAGAGCUURCAGAGAGGAAUCUCAUGGGACUACACACGGGCAUUUUUGGUCUUGGAGGCUCGUUACUUCGAAGCCACAUCCCUGGGCCUCCCGGUGGAGAUCAGCAAAUACUAUAAUACAAUCACUGCAUGCAACUUUAAAGCUAAAGUCACAGUUAAUCCCCCUCUCACUGAAAGCAUUGCGCAGCUCUUGAAUUCUGAAACUACAGUGGAAACGGAUGGAUACGCUGGUUCCACCAAGGACUUUUGGGUUUUCUAUGGGACCAACACCAAGUUCUUCCAGAGUGGCUCAGAGUUAAAGAUUAAGAGGCCCUUAGCUGUACCAUGGAAGUUAUCUGCCAAGAUAAAUAUGCCAGAAAAGAAAUUUGAGCUUGAUUUCCCCCCUAGCAAAGAGGAAAUUGAACUUCUUUCAAUUAGAUCAGAUUUGUAUGCAGCGUCCAGGAACAUUGAAGAGCCAGAUGCAGGCAAAAUGACUCCGAUGAUGUCCCCCUCUGACGUUCCCAGUCCUGACGUAUUAAAACCCUACAUCUGGCAUCCUACUUCCAAAAUGUGCUAUGAAUACAACAUGUACGGAGUGGGUUUCUGCAUGGAGUACGAUUUAAAACGGCAGUAUUACCACGAGGAGUACCCACUGUACUAUUUCCUUGGAUGCAGCAGCAUGGCAUUCAGAAUAAUUCCAGCUCAGACAACAAAAGCUGUUGAGAAAAUCCACUUUGAGCUUGACGUUGGUCCCAGCAAACAUCCGAUGAGUGCAAUCCAACUGCUUGAGACUGUAAGGAGGCUUUCCAAGGAAGCAACACAGCAAACUGAUCUAUCUUCAGACUCAUCUGAAAGAGACAGAGACAGAAACCACACCAUCCUUCUGGAAGACUCAACAACUAAAGCCGUCUUCAACAUCAAAGCUUUUGCCAUUUGUGAGAACCAGAAGGCUGAGGGUUACGAUGCAGUUAUGUACCAUACACCUGAGGCAAACAUUAAAAAUGCCCAACUAAUUGUGUCCCAAGUUGAAGGAAACACCAACUGGAAGAUGUGUGUUGAUACCAGUCUGGAUGCUAAGGCAAAGGCACACAUCACAUGGGGCGAUAAUUGUCAGGCCUAUGACAUGUCAAUGGAAGCCGCUGCUACAUAUGUCAAUGGUUCCAAGCCCGAGCUCAAGGCCAAAGUAAAAUGGAGCAGGAUUUCCGAGUACAUGACUGAGCUUGGCAAAAGAAUUGAACGCUACGUCCCUGGUGUGGCAUUACUUUAUGGCUUCUCCCAGAAAAAUGAGAGAAAUCCAGAGAAGGAAGUGUCUGCAUCAGUUCUUGCUGGCUGGACAGACAGCAUUGAUGUGGAGAUUAAACUACCAGAGUAUACAGUGUACAACAAAGCUAUGUCAUGUCCAUCCCAAUGGAACAGCGAGUGGCUUUAUUGUAACAUGACAAGACCCUCAGAAUAUUAAAUUCAUAUAAGCAUGAAAACAU
Messenger RNA from Poecilia reticulata (guppy), 3813 nucleotides. It is a transcript of the gene vtg3, whose product is annotated as vitellogenin 3, phosvitinless. Lineage: Eukaryota; Metazoa; Chordata; Actinopteri; Cyprinodontiformes; Poeciliidae. Gene Ontology annotation, molecular function: lipid carrier activity. Gene Ontology annotation, biological process: lipid transport; cellular response to estrogen stimulus; response to estradiol. The record is from RefSeq and is a predicted model, not a curated record.